CGGCUGCGGACGCGCCGCGGACCGAGCCCGCGUUCUCUGCGCUUCCCGCUGUCCCUCACCGCCCCCCAUCCGACCUUCCUGCAGCCUCGCCUUUCUUCCCCCCUCGGAAAAUGGUUCCUGCUGCCGGGCGAGUUCACUCACUGAUCCUCAGUAAUGAAGAAUAACACCUGUGAGACCUCAGUGUUGUGUGAAAGGAACUGCUGUAAGUUCGUCCUGUGGCACAGUGAACAAACAACAAUCUGACCUUGGCUGAAGGCUUCAUCUUCUCCUUGGGUUAGCUUCCUGCCAAGGACCUUGCUCUGGAAUGAUGUCUAGUUAAUGAGAAGCAUUAUAGUGAAGUCGUACUGUUUGUUCAUCAGGAAACAUUUAAGCGCCUACCUUGUGCUGGACCACGUACUUCACUCUCAAGUGAACAGUUAAGCCAUUUUUCAGCCUCUUGAAGAGCUAUAAAAGGAACAGAAGUUGUGGCUACUGCCCUCAGGAAGCUGAAGUUGUAUUUGAGGAUAGAAGAUAAAGUACAAGUAGAUAUCAAAGUAUCGGCUCUUCCCCAUGCUGCCUCCUUGUUCUCCUGUGCUCAGGCAUAUCAAACUGUCAGUCAUACCUCUGUGCUUUCAGUCACUUCCGACCCUACCUCACUCUGCCUCAGUUUUAGGUGUAUCUUUUUGACAAUGAAGCCUUUCUUGAAACCAUUAUACCCAUUGAACACUUUAUCCCUCUGUGUUCACCAACUCUUUCAUGAUACUCUACAACACUUAAUUGUAUUUGCCUGUGUACUUGUCUUUUCUCCCUCAUUUAGGCUGUAAACUCCUUGAAGAAAGAGCCUUGGACGCAGAACUUAACAUAUGUUUGGGACUGGUAGGAACUCCAGAGAAGAACAGUAGGUUUGGGAAGGGCCAGUGUAAUAUUAGUGACUGAUGUGCAAGAUUCUCAAAUGGAAUGUUCAGUUAACAGUUGAAAACACAGGCCUGAGGCUUGAUCAAGUUCUUAGAUGUAGAUCAUGAUGUGGUAUCACCUGCCAAUAGAGAGGUUGUAGGGAGGAGAGGUCUGUGGGUGGAUCCCUUAGUGAUAACCUCAGUUAGCGUGUAUAGUAAAGAUUUUAAAAGCCAAGGAAUAUGGGCUAAGGAAGAGGCCUGGGAGAACUAAGUAAUCAGUAUAGUGGAUAGGAAGGAAGAACACUGUCAAAUGACACAAAAUUACAUAGGAGAAUGGGGACUGAGAAGAAACCUUAGGUCAUUCAUCAUCAUAAGCAGCCAACGCAGGAUGUGAGGAUGGAUCCAAUUUGCCAGGGGGUCAGGGUGAGUAUGGCUGACCAAGAAGCAUUGAGGAUGGACCUUAUUAAAAGGUAUGGGGAAAGGAGGCAUGAAGAAGGGAUAACUUAUUUGGUUAACAAAAUCCAGGAGAGGCUUGUUUUGGUGGGGAGGAGAGGGAAUGAUGUUUUAUGUGUUAGAAUGUAUCUGGAAAUACUGGUUAGGAACCAGUACUAAGUGGCUUGCCAUGACAGUCAAGGAAAUCAAGGUCUGACAUGAGAAUCCUGGGUAGAAAAAAAGAGCUGCAGUGAUUUAAGAGCUUGGAAAGAAGGAGGAACAUGAUAGCCAGUUAGACAUGUGUCAGGGGUCAUAUAUGACUGAGAAAAAUUCAUUUCCAAUGGAACUAAGAACUCAGUUAAAAAAAUUUUAACCAGCAUUGCCCUGCCAGAUGGUAUGUCUACUCAGGGGUAGCUAAUGAAAGGUAUCCAUCUGGUAGGAGGGUGAAAGAGCAAGUGAGGCUUAAUUAAGAGCAAAACUGGAGUCACUGACCAUUGGGAAGUUCAAUUUUUUUAGGGAGGUAGGUGUGAUCAGCAGGGGUCUUGACUGACUGCCUUUGAGCCUGGAGUUCAGAAUGUACACCCAAUACUCCUCAUAAGUAAGGAGAAAUAAGGGGAGAUGCUAUACCAGAGAAGAAAUCUUUAAAGUGGAACAGUUACACAUGAUGAUGACUUGUCAUGUGUGGUUCUGCCCUUGAAUAGCACUCACGAGAUACAGAUCAGUCUUGGAAUGACUUGUCAGGAACUGUGUGAAACCAGAGAGUUUGAAGGAUCAUCAUGACGUGGUGGAGUGGUUACAGUUCAACACAUCUCCCGAUGUCCAUAUUCUUUGCACUUCGAUGUGUACAUCUUAUGAUUGAUACGAAGAAACUAGUCAUGGGCCAAAGGUCAAGAUACUUCUCUGGGAAAUGCUGUUGAUGCUGCUUUUACAAAGUCAUACAAUGAAUGUUUGGUUUAAGGAAGAUUUUCACAUUUAAAAGAUUUUCAUCUUGGAUAUAUAUCAAGUGAAAAUUAGAGUCUUUUGGGAAACAUUUUCCUCCUAAUAAAUUCUACUUGUAAUGGCCGACAUGGCAAACAACUCAGUUGCAUAUAGUGGAGUAAAAAACUCUUUGAAGGAAGCUAAUCAUGAUGGAGACUUUGGAAUUACGCUCGCAGAACUGCGAGCUCUCAUGGAGCUCAGGUCUACAGAUGCAUUACGAAAAAUACAGGAAAGUUAUGGAGAUGUCUAUGGAAUUUGCACCAGGUUGAAAACAUCUCCUAAUGAAGGUUUAAGUGGAAACCCUGCAGAUAUAGAGAGAAGAGAAUCAGUGUUUGGAAAGAAUUUUAUACCUCCUAAAAAGCCAAAAACCUUUCUUCAAUUAGUAUGGGAAGCAUUACAAGAUGUCACUUUAAUUAUAUUAGAAAUUGCAGCCAUAGUAUCAUUGGGCCUUUCUUUUUAUCAACCUCCAGAAGGGGAUAAUGCCCUUUGUGGAGAAGUUUCUGUUGGAGAGGAAGAGGGAGAAGGUGAAACUGGUUGGAUUGAAGGAGCUGCGAUCCUCUUGUCGGUAGUAUGUGUGGUAUUAGUAACAGCUUUCAAUGACUGGAGUAAGGAAAAACAGUUUAGAGGUUUGCAGAGUCGAAUUGAACAGGAACAGAAGUUCACAGUCAUCAGGGGUGGUCAGGUCAUCCAGAUACCUGUCGCUGACAUUACUGUUGGAGAUAUUGCUCAAGUGAAAUACGGUGAUCUUCUUCCAGCUGAUGGCAUUCUUAUUCAAGGCAAUGAUCUUAAAAUCGAUGAAAGUUCAUUAACUGGUGAAUCUGAUCAUGUUAAGAAGUCUUUAGAUAAGGAUCCCUUACUUCUAUCAGGCACUCAUGUAAUGGAAGGCUCUGGAAGAAUGGUAGUUACUGCUGUAGGUAUAAAUUCACAAACUGGAAUUAUCUUCACCUUACUGGGAGCUGGAGGUGAAGAGGAAGAGAAGAAAGAUGAGAAGAAAAAGGAAAAGAAAAAUAAGAAACAAGAUGGAGCUAUUGAGAAUCGCAACAAAGCAAAAGCCCAGGAUGGUGCAGCCAUGGAAAUGCAGCCUUUGAAGAGUGAAGAAGGUGGAGAUGGUGAUGAAAAAGACAAAAAGAAAGCAAACUUGCCAAAAAAGGAAAAAUCUGUUUUACAGGGGAAACUUACAAAGCUGGCUGUUCAGAUUGGCAAAGCAGGUCUGUUGAUGUCUGCCAUCACAGUUAUCAUUCUAGUAUUAUAUUUUGUAAUUGAUACAUUCUGGGUUCAGAAGAGACCGUGGCUUGCUGAAUGCACACCGAUUUACAUCCAAUAUUUUGUGAAGUUCUUCAUUAUUGGAGUGACAGUUUUAGUGGUAGCAGUGCCAGAAGGUCUUCCGCUUGCAGUCACCAUCUCACUGGCUUAUUCAGUUAAGAAAAUGAUGAAAGAUAAUAACUUAGUAAGGCAUCUGGAUGCUUGUGAAACCAUGGGAAAUGCUACAGCUAUUUGUUCAGAUAAAACAGGAACAUUGACAAUGAACAGAAUGACAGUUGUUCAAGCUUACAUAAAUGAAAAACAUUAUAAAAAGAUUCCUGAGGCAGAAGCUAUUCCACCAAAUAUUUUGUCCUAUCUUGUAACAGGAAUCUCUGUGAAUUGUGCUUAUACAUCAAAAAUAUUGCCACCAGAGAAAGAGGGUGGAUUGCCUCGUCAUGUUGGUAAUAAAACUGAAUGUGCCUUGUUGGGACUUCUUUUGGAUCUAAAACGGGAUUAUCAGGAUGUUAGAAAUGAAAUACCAGAAGAAGCACUAUACAAAGUUUACACCUUCAAUUCUGUGAGGAAGUCCAUGAGCACUGUCCUGAAACAUUCAGAUGGAAGUUACCGAAUAUUCAGCAAGGGUGCAUCUGAGAUAAUUCUGAAAAAGUGUUUCAAAAUCUUGAGCGCUAAUGGUGAGGCAAAAGUGUUCAGACCAAGGGACCGUGAUGAUAUUGUAAAAACUGUGAUUGAACCGAUGGCGUCAGAAGGCUUGAGAACCAUAUGUCUUGCAUUCAGAGAUUUCCCAGCAGGAGAACCAGAACCAGAGUGGGAUAAUGAAAAUGAUAUUGUCACCGGCCUCACGUGCAUUGCUGUCGUGGGGAUUGAAGACCCCGUGAGACCUGAGGUACCAGAUGCAAUAAAAAAAUGUCAGAGGGCUGGAAUUACUGUGCGGAUGGUCACUGGUGAUAAUAUUAAUACUGCUCGGGCAAUUGCUACCAAAUGUGGUAUUUUACAUCCUGGGGAAGAUUUCCUAUGCCUGGAAGGUAAAGAUUUCAACAGAAGAAUACGAAAUGAAAAAGGAGAGAUUGAGCAAGAGCGAAUAGACAAGAUUUGGCCAAAGCUUCGAGUACUUGCAAGAUCAUCUCCUACUGAUAAACAUACACUGGUUAAAGGUAUAAUUGACAGCACCGUCUCUGAACAACGCCAGGUGGUAGCUGUAACUGGGGAUGGUACAAACGAUGGCCCGGCGCUAAAGAAAGCCGAUGUUGGAUUUGCAAUGGGUAUCGCUGGAACUGACGUAGCUAAAGAAGCAUCUGAUAUUAUUCUCACAGAUGACAACUUUACAAGCAUUGUUAAAGCAGUGAUGUGGGGACGAAAUGUCUAUGACAGCAUCUCAAAAUUCCUUCAGUUCCAGCUUACUGUUAAUGUAGUAGCAGUGAUUGUUGCUUUCACGGGCGCCUGUAUCACUCAAGAUUCACCGCUUAAGGCUGUGCAGAUGCUGUGGGUAAACCUCAUAAUGGACACGCUCGCUUCCCUGGCUCUGGCAACUGAACCCCCCACUGAGUCUCUCUUGCUUCGGAAGCCUUAUGGUAGAAAUAAGCCUCUCAUCUCACGCACGAUGAUGAAGAAUAUUUUGGGUCAUGCAUUCUAUCAACUUGUAGUAGUAUUUACACUCUUGUUUGCUGGAGAAAAGUUUUUUGAUAUUGACAGUGGAAGAAAUGCUCCUUUGCAUGCACCUCCUUCGGAACAUUAUACUAUUGUUUUUAAUACCUUUGUGCUGAUGCAACUUUUCAACGAAAUAAAUGCCCGGAAAAUUCAUGGUGAAAGAAAUGUGUUUGAAGGAAUCUUUAAUAAUGCCAUCUUCUGCACAAUUGUUUUAGGCACUUUUGUGGUACAGAUAAUAAUUGUGCAGUUUGGCGGAAAACCUUUCAGUUGUUCAGAACUUUCAAUAGAACAGUGGCUCUGGUCAAUAUUCCUAGGAAUGGGAACAUUACUCUGGGGCCAGCUUAUUUCAACAAUUCCAACUAGCCGUUUAAAAUUCUUAAAAGAAGCGGGCCAUGGAACACAAAAGGAAGAAAUACCCGAAGAGGAGCUAGCGGAGGACGCAGAGGAGAUUGAUCACGCGGAAAGGGAGCUGCGGCGUGGCCAGAUCCUGUGGUUUAGAGGUCUGAACAGAAUCCAAACACAGAUGGAUGUAGUGAAUGCUUUCCAGAGUGGAAGUUCCAUUCAGGGGGCUCUAAGGCGGCAACCCUCCAUCGCCAGCCAGCAUCAUGAUGUAACAAAUAUUUCUACCCCUACACAUAUUCGAGUGGUGAAUGCAUUUCGUAGUUCUUUAUAUGAAGGGUUAGAAAAACCGGAAUCAAGAAGUUCUAUUCACAACUUUAUGACACAUCCUGAGUUUAGGAUAGAAGAUUCAGAGCCUCAUAUCCCCCUUAUUGAUGACACUGAUGCUGAAGAUGAUGCUCCUACAAAACGUAACUGCAGUCCUCCACCCUCUCCCAACAAAAAUAACAAUGCUGUUGACAGCGGGAUUCACCUUACAAUAGAAAUGAACAAGUCUGCUACCUCUUCAUCCCCAGGAAGCCCACUACAUAGUUUGGAAACAUCACUCUGAUUGUAAGCUGAAUGUUAACACACUAGCUGCAUUGUAAAGAAACAAAUUGAAACUGGGUCUUUUCACAUUUUGUGACGGACAAGAUAGUAUUCUUGUCUUUGGACUUCAACAGAAGACACACUUGUACGAAUGUAGAUUUAUUUUUUUAAAAAAAAAAGUAAAGCUUUCUGCCAGACUGAGGGUGCUUUUUGGGGGGUGGGAGAAAUGAACUGACAGAUAAACAGUAACUCAGCAUAAGGUGACCUGUGGAUCAUCAGUAGUACCUAAGAAUGGUCCUGAACGGCGCAUUAGAACUUUAGUUUAUCUCAAUCCUUUGAUGGGGGAGAGGCGGGAGGAAGAGCUGGGCAAGCAAGCAAAGAGCCCUGGAUCAUUGAAUUGAUACUUUAAUUUCUGCUGUUGGCUGUUAAUAAUUUGGAUUAUUUAUGUUUAUAAAUGAUACAGAUCUGUUUACAAGGUUUGUAGAUACUUUUUUUGUUCCUGUUCAUAGAUGGGAAGCUUCCUUAUAACUGAUGCAGAGAAAAAUUAGUCCUUCAAAUACUGCUGUAUUUUCAGGAAAACAAAAAGGGGUGUUUCUAUUGAAACUGUACUAAAUUUUUGCCUACAACUACCUUGUUAAAUAUUGUAGAUAAAUUGCUAAUACUAAUAGCCAAAUAGAUAACACUAAUGCUUUGUUUAAAAAAACAAAAAAACAAAAACAAAACAAAAAGAAAAAAACAUGAGCAGCGGUGUUCUAAUGAAGUUAUGGCAUCUGUCCUAAUUAGUUUCUUAAAUACAUUUACUACUUAAUGGUUUUGAAACAACUGUUUAAUUUUUAAAAUUUUUGAAAACUUGCUAAUAACCUUUGUUCAGAAUUUAGUAGAUUGUUUAAUGCGGGACAUGAACUACAAAAUGAAAGAUGCUUGAAAUGCUUUUGUUAUUUCAGGCAAAUUAAAUUAAAUCAAACUAUCAAACUACAAGAAAACCUUAGUCCUUUUUGUUUUUGUCUAAACAUGUUAGUUCAGUGAUGUCUUGGUGAACUGUGAGUGAGCUAUAUUGAUUUUUCUAAUAAACCUUUAGAAACUUUCAUACAGCAUGAGGGCUGUUGGCAUUUUGAAAAAGGUUAAUAAGUAGAAGCAUACAUGUUUUCCUUUUGUUUUCAAAACUUUGUAAACAUAAAUAAAUAUGCCCUUUUAUUAAAUAAAUACACGACAGUGUUUUUUCUUUUUAAAAGAACUUUCAGCUUCUUUACUCAAUCCUGCAUAUAUGCUACAUCAGUCUGUUCUCUUUAACCACAAUUGGAAUAAAUUUCAAGAUGGUAACAGCCCCAUGAAGUACUGUUUAAUUCCUUGGUGGUAAUCUAAUAGUCAGAUUAAGAAAAUCAUUGCAAUUUCACCAUUUGACAUACUCUUCAUAGAAUAUAGUUUGUGUAACAUAGUCUCACAGUCUAAAAAUAAUAAUGAUGAGCACCAUUUGUGUUUGAUACAUUUUUUUAAAUUCUUAAGUGGCCAAAUAACAAAUUAGGUAAAAUGAGAUUAUAUGAAAAGGUAGAAAAAGGUCCUAAAAGAUACGUUUAGAUGUAAUAAUUAACCAUGUGCUGGAAUGCCCAUCUCUACGCCCAUUGGAUAUCUUUAAGUCUCUGUUUCUUUCUCUUGUUUACCUUCUCCCCUUUUUUGCCUCUGUCUUUAUCAUUUACGAACUGGCAUUCUAUUAGGCCCAGAUUUCACCAGAUAUACAAUCCUCAGGCUGACAUAAAGGACUACUACAACAUCUCAGAGUGCUGACCCAGCACAGAACUAUUUAGUGGAUGAUGCUUGAUAUUUUUGGUGGGUGAGGGAAAAUCUUCUCUCCAUCAAUCCUUUGCAGUAAUCCUCUGCAAGUCUUAGAAACACAUUGGCUCUGUCAGCAUUUGUAAUUGUAUAUUUAUUCAUCAGGUAUUUAUAGUGAAUCAUACUGUAAAAAGAGGUAGCAUGAUAUGCUGGAAAGCAUACUAGGCUAGGAGUCAAGACCGUGUUUCUAGUCUUGGCUUUGCCAUUAACGUGCUGCAUGACCUUGGGAAAACCAUUUACCCUGAGUGAGGGUGGUGGACUAGACUAUGUCGAAGAACCCUUUCAACUCUAAAUACUGACCCUAGCAGCUUGAGAAGCCUUUAAGGCAUAGGGACUAGAGAAAGGGGAAAUGUUUUCAGUUUUCUUUUUUACAUGGUUAUGCUUAAGUAUGAAUGUAAUUACCAAAAGAUUUAGAAGUGCAUGUGCAGUGGAGGAUUUGUAUUGAGCUUUUACAGUAUUCAUUUUCAACUCAAGGCAAUGGCUUUUUACACCAACUCUUAAUCCAUAAACGGGUCUUUUGACACCCAUGAAGUAGUAGCAAGACAUGCUUAGUCUUUAUUUCUGUCUCUGAGACACUGUAAUUUCUACCAGAAAUUUCCAAAGCAUCAUGUAAGUAGAGAAAAAUGCAAGCAAGCUGUUAAAGAUCUUGGAUCCCAUUAUAUAGUAUGUAUAGCUGAAAUCAGCAUCUAUAAUUCAAUCACUUUUUCUCUUUAAUCCUCUAACCAAAAAAUUGUUUAAUUUUGCAUCCCAAAUGUUUUUAAUCUUUGUAUAUUUUUUAAAAACCCUUUUCUCCUCAUCAUUGCCUUUUUUGUGGUUGUAAAUAGACUUACUUGCACUUUGAAGAUGAGUUACUCCUUGUCAUCUUACAAAUAUGUGAUAUGGUAAUUUUCAUAACAGAUGUCAGUUUUGAACCAAGAAAUGGUGAUUUGUUUAUAAGAAAAAAAAACUGGCUUCAUUUCUGUGAAAUUGCUCUUUGAAAAUUUCUUUUUACACGUGUAAGCCAAUUGAGAUACCGUGAUGGUGUUGAUUUCUUUUAAUGAUGCUUACCAUCUAUUUUAGCCACUGAGCCUUUUAUUAUUUGUCUAUUUGUAAAGUUUAUUUGUCUUAACUCAUUUAAUAAAUAUACUGUUUAUCUGUUUCUGAA
This is a messenger RNA of Manis javanica (Malayan pangolin), 9087 nucleotides long. The record is from RefSeq and is a predicted model, not a curated record. Lineage: Eukaryota; Metazoa; Chordata; Mammalia; Pholidota; Manidae.